GACAGUAAAAAAUUAGAAGAGUUGUUAUUUUAUAGUUUUUAUUUGUGAUCUCGGAUUCGGGUUGUGGUUGAUUCUAGCUUGAAAUUUAUUAGAAGUCUGAUCUUUCUUUAUUGACGGUGUAACAUACAAAAUAUUUUAUUCUUUAUAUAAGGCUCAAAAAAUUCCGUGAAAUAGAAAGAUUUCACGAUGAAGUCAAUUCUAAUAUUUCUCUCUCUGUCCAUACUCGUCAGUGGUGAAAUAGAUAAAGUCUUUCAUUAUCAACCGGAACAAGUACACUUGUCUUUUGGAGAUAAUACUGAUGAAAUUGUAGUCACUUGGUCCACACGUGAUGAUGCUGGCACAUCCAUUGUUGAAUAUGGUAUUCGAGGUUUAGCCCUAACGGCUGAAGGAACAUCACAACUAUUCACUGAUGGCGGUGAUAAGCAUAGAUCUCAAUUUAUACAUAGGGUUAAGCUAAAGAAUUUACAACCAAACACAACUUAUCUAUAUCAUUGUGGAGGCCAGCUCGGUUGGUCGUCUCAAUUUUCAUUUCGUACCGUUCCAUCUGGUGCCGAUUAUUCUCCUACCGUUGCAAUUUAUGGCGAUAUGGGUAACGAAAAUGCCCAAUCGUUAGGUAGACUUCAAGAGGAAACACAACGUGGUGUCUAUGAUGCCAUCGUACACGUUGGUGAUUUUGCAUAUGAUAUGAACAGUGAAAAUGCUAGAAUUGGGGAUGAAUUUAUGAAGCAAAUAGAACCAGUUGCAGCAUACCUUCCAUACAUGGUCUGCCCUGGGAAUCACGAAGAAAAGUUCAAUUUCUCGAACUAUCGGGCACGAUUUAGUAUGCCUGGAAAUACCGACAACAUAAUGUACAGUUUCAAUUUGGGCCCUGUACACUUUAUAGGCUUUUCAACCGAAGUCUACUAUUUUCUUAAUUAUGGGCUAAAACCUCUCGUUUUUCAAUACGAGUGGCUAGAAAGAGACCUAAAAGAAGCCAAUAAGCCUGAAAAUCGAGCUGUGCGACCCUGGAUUAUAACGUUUGGUCAUCGACCAAUGUAUUGUAGCAAUGAGAAUGACAACGAUUGUACACAUUCUGAAACAUUGGUUCGUGUGGGUUGGCCUUUCGUUCAUUUGUUUGGCUUAGAAGAUCUAUUCUAUAAGUAUGGCGUAGAUGUUGAGCUGUGGGCCCACGAACAUUCAUAUGAACGUUUGUGGCCUAUUUAUGACUACAAAGUUUAUAAUGGAUCUAAAACGGAACCUUACAAAAAUCCUGGUGCUCCUGUUCAUAUUGUAACAGGCUCUGCAGGUUGCAAAGAAGGUCGUGAACCGUUUGUAUCCAAAAUUCCCGAUUGGAGUGCUUUUCAUAGUCAGGAUUAUGGAUACACGCGUAUGAAGGCGCACAAUCUAACGCAUUUAUAUUUUGAACAAGUUUCUGAUGACAAAGAUGGACAAAUUAUUGAUUCAUUUUGGAUUAUCAAAGAUAAACAUGGAAGUUAUGAGCACAACAAAUCAGUAUAAGAUUAGCUUUAUUGUUCUUUCGUAGGGGCAUUUACAUUAAUCACAAUUGAAUCUCACAUUCCUCAAGUUCUCUGUACAAAUAAGUAAUAUUUAUGAAAUAGCACAGUAGUAGAUCAAAACACAAUUUAAAGCAACAGUUUUUAUUUGAAUACACAAAAAUAAACAAACGAAAAAACAAAAUUGUAUGAUAAAUUAAUGUUUAAAAAUUAA
Molecule: messenger RNA, 1707 nt
Organism: Eupeodes corollae
Lineage: Eukaryota; Metazoa; Arthropoda; Insecta; Diptera; Syrphidae
Product: acid phosphatase type 7
Exons: 5
Coding region: 187-1497 (436 amino acids)
Molecular function (GO): protein binding; metal ion binding; acid phosphatase activity
Source: RefSeq, a predicted model, not a curated record